Erythranthe guttata (spotted monkey flower) is the source of this 426-nucleotide messenger RNA. The record is from RefSeq and is a predicted model, not a curated record. NCBI's taxonomy places the organism in Eukaryota, Viridiplantae, Streptophyta, Magnoliopsida, Lamiales, Phrymaceae.
UAUCUCGGUAUUAAAGAAUAUAAACAUAAACCAACCAUGUCACGGAUAUGUGUGAAAAACUUGCCCAAGUAUGUGGCAGAGGACCGUCUGAGAGAGUUCUUCUCCCAGAAAGGGGAAGUCACCGACGCCAUGCUUAUGCGCACCAAGGAUGGGAAGAGCAGACAAUUUGGAUUUGUUGGAUUUAGGACUGAGCAUGAAGCCGAGGAAGCCACAAACUACUUCAACAAGUCUUUCCUGGAUACUUGCAGAAUUACUUGUGAGGUCUGUUAUUUCUUUUUAAGUUUCAAGCUUCUGAAUUAGGAACCACUUUAGUAGGAAGUAAUGGUGAGAUUAUUUCGUCAAACAUUAUAACCGUCAAUAGCCACAGUUGUAGCUGGUAAUGUGUUCUAUUGAAUGGGGAAUUAAUUGUACUGCCUUUUGUCAAUC